Paramormyrops kingsleyae is the source of this 4188-nucleotide messenger RNA. RefSeq names its product histone cell cycle regulator a (gene hira). The record is from RefSeq and is a predicted model, not a curated record. NCBI's taxonomy places the organism in Eukaryota, Metazoa, Chordata, Actinopteri, Osteoglossiformes, Mormyridae. Gene Ontology annotation, cellular component: nucleus; HIR complex; chromatin. Gene Ontology annotation, molecular function: protein binding; nucleosome binding. Gene Ontology annotation, biological process: regulation of DNA-templated transcription; DNA-templated transcription; chromatin remodeling.
AAGCAGAAAAGAGGCAGGAAAUUGUUAGCAAUAAUUGUUAUUCACACCAAACAAAAUGUAUUUAGAAUCUACUGUAAAGCUAGUAUUAAAACUGUACAGUUAGACAUCGAUCAUUUUAGUGGGGAACCGAGGGAAAGGUCGGAUACUUCCUGUGUUGCUGCUGCUGCAGCUGCUGCCAGGAGCUUGAGGGAUGCGAAUGAGGGAGAGAGAAAUGGAGUUUCACUAAAGCCCGGAGUAACAGACGGGAUUUCGCUCGAAGGUUGCAGAGAUAGUGAGCUGUGCCCGGGGACCGACGGAGAAAAAGAGCAGGGGGAGACUGCUUCAGCCCCGACGCUGGUGUUUUUUUUUAUUUUCAGGGCUACGCGCUUGAAAUGAAGCUGUUGAAACCAACUUGGGUCAAUCACAAUGGAAAACCAAUAUUUUCUGUUGACAUCCAUCCAGAGGGAACAAAGUUUGCUACAGGCGGGCAAGGAGAAGACUCUGGGAAGGUUGUCAUAUGGAACAUGGCUCCUGUCCUCCGGGAAGAGGAUGAGAAGAAUGAGAACAUUCCAAAGAUGCUGUGCCAGAUGGACAAUCACUUAGCCUGUGUGAACUGUGUCCGCUGGUCAAACAAUGGUGUCUACCUGGCUUCCGGCGGCGAUGAUAAGCUGGUGAUGGUGUGGAAGCGAGCUGCAUACAUCGGCCCAAGCACUGUCUUUGGCUCGAGCAGUAAGCUAGCCAAUGUGGAGCAGUGGCGAUGUGUGACCAUCCUUAGAAACCACACGGGGGAUGUGAUGGAUGUAGCGUGGUCACCUCAUGAUGUGUGGCUGGCGUCUUGCAGUGUCGACAACACUAUCGUCAUCUGGAACGCACGCAAGUUUCCAGAGAUUGUCACCACAUUAAAGGGUCAUACAGGUUUGGUGAAGGGCCUGACCUGGGACCCUGUGGGGAAGUAUAUUGCCUCGCAGGCUGAUGACCACAGCCUGAAGGUGUGGAGGACGAUGGACUGGCAGCUGGAGACCAACAUUACCAAGCCCUUCAAUGAGUGUGGAGGCACCACUCACGUGCUGCGUCUCAGCUGGUCUCCGGAUGGACAGUAUCUGGUGUCUGCCCACGCCAUGAAUAACUCUGGUCCAACGGCCCAGAUCAUCGAGAGAGAUGGCUGGAAGACCAACAUGGACUUCGUGGGCCACAGGAAGGCCGUGACAGUGGUGAAGUUUAACCCAAAAAUCUUUAAGAAGAUGCAGAAGAACGGCAGCUCCUCCAAGCCCAGCUGCCCGUACUGCUGCUGUGCUGUGGGCAGUAAGGACCGCUCCGUGUCCGUGUGGCUGACAUCUCUGAAGCGCCCUCUCGUGGUGAUCCAUGACUUGUUCGACAAAUCCAUCAUGGAUAUCACAUGGACGCUAAAUGGACUUGGGAUUCUCGUCUGCUCCAUGGAUGGGACUGUGGCUUUUCUUGAUUUUUCUCAGGAUGAACUUGGGGAUCCCCUCAAUGAAGAAGAAAAGAAUUCAAUCCACCAGAACAUCUAUGGGAAGAGUCUGGCCAUCACCACACAAGCCCAGCUCUCCACCACUAUCAUCGAGAACCCGGAGAUGCUCAAAUACCAGCAGGCAAAGGAGGCAGCAGAGCCCCACAAUGCUGUGGGCCAGGAGGCCCAGGCACCUAAACUCAACAGCGUGGUCAAUGGAGAGUCGCUGGAGGACAUCCGCAAGAAUCUGCUGAAGAAGCAGGUGGAGACAAGGACGGCUGAUGGGCGGAGGCGAAUCACCCCCCUGUGUAUCGCCCAGCUGGACACUGGGGAUUUCUCUCCAGCGCUUUUCAAUAGCGUCCCCAUCCUGCCGGGCUCAUCCAUGUCCUCCCAGCUGACCCCCCAGGUGUCCUCUGACUCCAACACUGCCAACUCACUGGGCUUGCGGCCCCCACCAGAGACCCAGGCUGUGCCCCCCAGCAAGCCCACAGAUGACACCAAAGAAUGUGUUAACCCCUUGGGCACCAUUCCUGCACCUGCCAUGAACUCCACCUCCAUGAAAACCAACCUCCUGCUCACCUCUGCCACUAAGAUCGAGCCAAUGAAGGCGCUGGACUCACGGUUCACUGAGAGGUCAAAGGCCACGCCAGGGGUCACCAUCUCCUCUUCAUCUGUUGGCCUCAGCCCUCUGGACAGAAUGAAGGAUGGGGGUGCUGUGAAGGAGCUUAAGCCCAAGGAGGACACGAGCAGCGACAGUGAGGACAAAAUGGUAGCUGUCAAAUCACUGUCCUUCACCAAGAGGAAAGGAGAGAUAGAGAGCAUGGAGGUGGUGGAGAAGAGGAAGAAGGGCCGACCGCGGAAGGACUCCAAAGCCAUGCCUCUGAUGUCUCAGGCCAAUCAGCAGGUGGCACCCUCAGCAGAGAGGGAGCCCUCUCGCAUCACGGCCCCCACAGUGGUGCUCAAGCUGCCCACUCCUGCUCCACAGAAGACCUUCUCCAUCCAGGUGAGCGUGGAGCCAUCAGUCCACAUCGAGGUGGAGAACGAGGUGUCCUCAGCAGCAGGGGUGCGGUUCAGUCAGCUGCGGUGCGCACGGCAGGGUCGCGAGUGGGACACACUCCUGAGCAGCCGCAUCCUCGUUGUGGCCGGCAGCAGCGAUGUCAUCGCCGUGGCCUGUGAGGACCGCAUGCUGUCCGUGUUCUCAGCCUGUGGGCGGCGGCUGCUACCUGCCAUCCUGUUACCUGCGCCCUUGUCUGCCCUCCACUGCUCUGGCUCCUUUGUCAUGGCCCUGACGGCCUGUGCGUCACUCUCUGUCUGGGACGUUAAGAAACAAACAGUUGUUGUGAGAAAUGUAUCUCUGCUGACCAUCUUAUCCGGUGGCGACGCGACGGUCUCUCAGUCCCUGCUCACCCAGCAGGGUGUACCUGUCAUCUGCCUCUCCAACGGGAAGUCCUACUGCUUCAGCUCCUCCCUGGAGACGUGGAACCUUAUUGCAGACAAGCAGGACCCUCUAGUGCAGUGCGCUGACUUCAGGCACUUCCUGCCCUCCCAGGAUGCAUUGCUGUCUUCUGGGCCUCUGGCUAUCAUGCAGGGCCGGGCUUUGAAUGCGGGACGCUUGGCAUCCAGGCUGGCAUCCACACCUCACCACCUGCAGCAGAGAGUCACCCUGGCCUACUUGGAGAACCAAUUGGCGUCAGCCCUCAUCCUCAAGUCAAGCCAGGAGUACCGCCACUGGCUACUCACCUAUGCACGUUUCUUGGUCAAUGAAGGCUCUGAGCAUCGGCUCCGAGAGCUUUGCAGAGACUUACUGGGACCAGUGCACAAGUCUGCCGGAAGCAUCUGGGAAGCCACAAUUCUGGGCCUGAGGAAGCAGGACCUCCUAAAAGAAGUGCUCCCUGUCAUCGGGCAGAACCUGCGUUUCCAGCGUGUCUUCACAGAGUUCCAGGACCAACUGGAGCUUCUUCGCAAUAAAUAGCACUUACCCACCUCUGGCCCCUUCACUUCCUCCCAGCACUGCCCUGAAAGUCACUUGGACGCAAUUUCCCCCUUAAAAUCCCUGCCCUGAUGGCCCAGGCUCCAGGGACACCUGUGGGGGGGGGGGGGUCGUGGGGCUAACUGGCACCCCCACAGUUGCUCCUGUGUCACAGUCGUAGUUUGUCUGAGGCCUGGCGUCUGGUGGUGGUAAUAAUAGUUAGUAAAUAUGUAUAAGUACAGAUGACAUUGGUAAAAUUGAUAUUAAUUAUGAUGGUCGAUCAUGAAAUGAAAGUGAUAGGGUCGCUGGCGUCAGGCGCCUUCACAAUGAGCUGGAAGCUAACAAAGACUGAUCACUGUGUGGCAGACGAAGCACAAGUUUCAUGGCUGCAAGGAGUCCUGGCAGGAAUGUCCGUGCCGCAAGGUUUUUUUUCUGUGUUUUUGUCGGACCUUGGGGGUGGGACUCCUGAGAGAGCAGGUAUCCCCACCUCAGCCCGGCUGCCAGGGACAUUGACACGGUCGCCUUACAUAAAAAAAAAAAAAAACAGAACAUCUCCAAUGCAGAAGAUACGAGAAAAGCCAGCACAUGAGUCUGGGCCGCUGCGGACGCUGUGGACUUUCGGAGCGGCCUGUACGUUUACGGAUGUCCUGUCAAUUUGUACAGCCUCUUUCUGUUAGUCAUUUUUAAAUGUUUGUACUAGGCUUUUUCUUCUCAAUUUUCUAUAAAAAUACAGUGAGGAGAAUCAAAUAAAUGAUUGAGCAAUGCCUCAGUA